Molecule: messenger RNA, 5367 nt
Organism: Fundulus heteroclitus (mummichog)
Lineage: Eukaryota; Metazoa; Chordata; Actinopteri; Cyprinodontiformes; Fundulidae
Gene: avl9
Product: AVL9 homolog (S. cerevisiase)
Exons: 16
Coding region: 153-2060 (635 amino acids)
Cellular component (GO): cytoplasm
Source: RefSeq, a predicted model, not a curated record
UGCCGCUGCAGUCGCGUCAGGUCAGGUUGGUGCUGUUUGCUGCCUGUCUGUUGAUUCGGGGCUAAAACUCGGCUCCGUUCGCUGUUUACAUCGGACUCCCGAAGGCAAAGCGAAACCGGAGCGACUGGCAGAACCGAAGCCUGGCGGCAGACAUGGAGUCCGAGGCCAGAGACGAAGCGAAGGGGCCGGUGCUGCACAUCGUCGUGGUCGGAUUUCACCACAAGAAAGGCUGUCAGGUGGAGUUCUCGUAUCCGCCGCUGAUGCCCAACGAGGCCCACGACAGCGGCCUGCUGCCGGAGGAGUGGAAGUACCUGCCGUUCCUGGCUCUGCCUGACGGAGCCCACAACUACCAGGAAGACACCGUCUAUUUCCACCUGCCGCCUCUCAGCGGAGACCUGAGGUGCGUCUAUGGAGUGUCCUGCUAUCGCCAAAUAGAGGCCAAGGCCCUAAAGGUGCGACAGGCCGACGUCACCAGAGAGACGGUCCAGAAGAGCGUCUGCGUCCUCAGUCGAGUGCCUCUGUACGGUUUGCUUCAAGCUAAGCUGCAGCUCAUCACUCACGCCUACUUUGAGGAGAAGGACUUCUCACAGAUCUCCAUCCUGAAGGAGCUGUACGAGCACAUGAACGGCUCUCUGAGGGGCUCCUCCCUGGAGGGAUCGCAGGUUUAUCUAGGUUUAUCACCCAGAGACCUGAUCCUACACUUUCAACACAAGGUGGUCAUCCUCUUCAAGCUGAUUCUGCUGGAGAAGAAGGUCCUGUUCUAUGUGUCUCCUGUAAACAGACUCGUGGGAGCCCUGAUGACCGUUCUGUCACUUUUCCCAGGUAUGAUCGAACACGGCCUGGUGGAUUCGUCUCACUACAAACCAAAGAGCAGCGUCUCCGACGACCUCAGUCUGGUGGAGAGCGUCUCGGGAGCCGAGGACUUCGUCUCCGUGUCCGUCACCGACAUCGCCAGCGCCGGCGUGGCCCCGGAGGGCGUGAAGGCGGCGCGUCCAGCCGCAGAGCCUCUGUCCUCAGGGACCAGCACGGAGGGGGACAAUAACCACCUCAGGCCGCCCUCACGCGCCUCGCCCGAGUCCUCCGAGAGCGACUGGGAGACCCUGGAUCCCAGCGUGCUGGAGGACGCCGCCCCCAAAGAAGAAGAAGCAGCCGGCGGCGGCGGCGGGGCGGAGCCGCCGGACGCCUUCGACUCCCAGCCGGGAACACCGAUCACGGUGCAGCCGCUGGGGGUCAGCGGCCAGGGAGGGGUGACCCAGGGCCUGGUGUCGGGUCUGGAGGAGGACCAGUACGGCCUGCCGCUCCCCAUCUUCACCAAGGGUUACCUGUGCCUGCCUUACAUGGCGCUGCAGCAGCACCACCUGCUGUCGGACGUCGCCGUCCGAGGCUUCGUGGCCGGCGCCACCAACAUCCUCUUCCGCCAGCAGAGGCACCUCAGCGACGCCGUCGUGGAAGUGGAGGAGGCCCGGAUCCAGAUCCAGGACCCGGAGCUGCGCAGGACCCUGAGCCUGACGACGGCCGACCUGCGCUUCGCCGACUACCUGGUGAAGCACGUGACGGAGAACAGGGACGACGUGUUCCUGGACGGGACGGGCUGGGAGGGCGGCGACGAGUGGAUCAGAGCCCAGUUCACCCUCUACCUGCACUCCUUGCUGUCGUCUGCGCUGCAGCAAGAUAACGAGAGGCUGCUGGCCGAUUACGGCGUGCCGUUCGUCGGCGCUUGGAAGAACACUCACAACUUCCGGGUUUGGUUCAGUAACAAACAUCCUGGCAUGACGGCCAUCACUGCGGGCCACCCGUUCCAGGGCCAGUACAGCGUAGCUGAUGUGAAACUGCGGCUCUCACAUUCGGUGCAGAACAGUGAGCGGGGGAAGAAGAUCGGAAACGCGAUGAUCACAACCAGCCGCAAUAUGGUCCAGACCGGGAAGGCAGUGGGUCAGUCAGUGGGUGGAGCCUUGACAAGCGCCAAGUCCGCCAUGUCCUCCUGGUUCUCCACGCUGGCCCAGCCUGCACCUGUAACCUCCUCAUCGACUCCUGAACCCGCCUCUGAGGUGAAGCCAUGACACUUAGUGUUCAGGAGAACCCCCCCAGUGACUCUUUCUGUCUCCCAGCCCUCAGACUGUGACGCCUUAGCAUCAGUGGAAUGACAGAAAAAGGACAAACGAUCACUUUUCCUCACGUUCACAUGGAAGUCCAAACUCCUAAACUCUAAACCCGCGGCGGGCUCCGACUAGAUUCUGGGUUUUUCUCCAGCGCGGUAUUAACUGGAUGAAGCUGCAGGCACGAAAGGCAGCAAAUUUACUGUACAGCCCAUAAUCACUGUGAGGUGGAACCUGCCACUGCUUUUGAUAAAAAAAACAAAAAAAUAACUUCAGAAGCUUUUUAAAGUUUACCAGUUCGUCAAUGCUGCAGAUGCUGUGUUUGGGUUUGAUGUGUUCAAUCUUGAAAUUGUACUUUACAGUUUCUGAAUAUUUUGCUGCAAAAAUUAUUUAAAAUGCCUUGGUCAAUAGAUUUUAUAGAACAACGUGAGCUAAGGGAACCUAAACAUUUGGAAAAAUUUGAUUUUAAACUGACAGAUUUCAUUUUAAACCUGAUUUUGGCUCUGGAUGUUCAUCAGUGUCCCUGUUGUAACACUGUGGUUAUUUCAGUGAAGUGAAAUUUAAUUAACUUUUAGUCAUUGGAGUGUAACAAAAAGGUUGUGAUGUUUAUAAUAAAUUCAUCAUUUUAUUCAGAAUUUACAGAAAUAGCAAAAGUGCUUACAAAACUAGCAUGCGACUGACAUUGAAAAACAAUUACAAGAUUAUAGGUUAAACAGGUUUAUCAACAUUUAUUUUUUGUAAAAUUUUAUUAAAUCUUAUUUCCAAUAUAAAUAGUUUUUAUUCAAUAAAUUCUAAACAUAAACUAGAUGAAAGAAAAUGCUUUAUUUUGGCUAACUUAGAAAUGCUAACAGAAUUGCUACAAAAUUAUGCCUCUUUAUUUUUGUUUAAGCUUUGAAAUUAAGUUUGAAAUUAAUCUUAAUCAAAUACAUUCGUAAGAAACAGACUCUCCUAGUGCGUUUUAAAGUAAAUUGCCAAAUAAAACAUCAAUAUCGGCAGAAUUACAGUUUUCUGCCUUGUAACAUUAGCCAGAUAAUUUUGUUGGGACCAAUUUUGUUAGCUAAAAUGCUAAAUGCUAUUUUUUUAUUUAUUUAUAUUAACUUGCUGCCUGCACAGUCGAUCUAAAAUUGUGGUUAAUACAUACUGUAUUGUCUAAAUCAUUAAAUUAUUUUAUUAAUACGCACAGUAGCUUUACCUUUGUAGCUGGUUAGCAAAAACUGACACCAAGGCUAACACUUUUAAUUAGGACUAGCUUUGCAGACUGUACAAAGAAAUGGAUGUACUGAAUAUUUUACAUUGCAAGUUUACUUUAGAAAAAUAUAGAGCAAAGUGAAGCAGCAAAUUAGAUUAACAAAAGUUAUUUAAGUGGUCUGUGAGUUACAAAGGAAAAACGAAAAACUACCUGUUUCAUCUAAAAGUUAUCGUCAAUCUACUUUUUUCGUGUUAGAUUGAAAUCACUACAUUAUAUAUGUUUACCAAUACUCCUUGUACUGUACCUAAUAAAUACCAUAAUAUUACAAAAAUAUAUUUUUUUAACCUUUUAGCAUCAUAAGCUAAUUUCGGUAGCAUUAGUUUGCUAGCUCAAAUGCUAAAUGCCUUAGCCACCCUAUUUAAAAAAAAAAAAAAUCCAAAUUAUUAACUUCCUCUCAUUUAAAUCUGGUUAAUUGGUUGGUGGUAAGCACCUUUCCACAUAAUUUAAGAGCUUGAAGGUUUUAUUUUUAACAAAUGUUAGCUUUACAGAGGUAGCUACCUAGCAAAAAUGGACUACACAGCUUCACAGAACAUAUAACACAAAAUAAUUCUAGCUCAAAAAAAAUUAUUUUUGUGACAUAAACAUUCAGGGACUAACCGGAGAAUAAUAAAUAAAAGUUAAAUGAAGUGAAUUAUUUUAUUAAAGUUAAAAAUAAAUCUACUUAGAAAAACUGUAAAAUGUGGCAUUUAACACUUUUUUCUACUUCAGGGAGUGCAAAAUAAAAUGUUUUAACUUUUUAUUUACAGAUUGAAGGACUAUAAAUAUAAUUAUAAUCAGUAAUACUCAGGAAAAAGUCUGGCAACCACAGGAUCCUAUAUUUGAUUUUAUUACAUCACUUAUAAACUCUAAUAUGUUGAUCAUUUGCAGAGACUUUUAAACACACUACUCUGUUAUCAGCACUACUAAUAAGCAGUCUCUAUGCAGCAGCAGAUUGGUUAUUAUUUAGAUGUUGUUGUAGAGCUUUAUGGUAAAUUUCUUGAUAGUUCCUUUAAGAUUUUUCCAGAAUUUGUAUUAAAAGUCUGUAUUUUUUUCAACUACAACAUGUAGCAGUUUACAAAAAUAGCUUCACAAUGAAGGAAAAUUGCUUUUAUCCAUUCAGUGGAUCUGUAAUUUAAACUUUUUUUCACAUUAGAACGAGUAAAAAUAUUUUAAUAGCAUGCUAAGAUAAACAUACCAAACUUAAUUAAACAUCUGUAAACUUUUGCUUUUCUUUUGGGAUUUUUACUCCUUUUUUUUAAAGCUGUUUCUUGAUAUAACAAGCUAAUUAAAGGCAUUUAUUUUAAAAACUGUAAGUGAACGCUGAUGCUGAAACAACCACAGUGGUGCUCCAGAAAUCCUUGUGAACACAAAUGAUGCUCCUUUUGAGUGAGAAACAUCUGAUCAUGAAGGAAACUCUGAAGUUUGUGUUUGCAGGCUGUCAAUAACCUUUCCCAGACCCUUUUUUUUUAUUCUACUCUGAAAUAAAUAUAUAUAUUUGGAGGAACUAUAUUCACUAAGACUUAAAAUAGCCUGAAGACGAUGACUUAUUUAUUUGUUGUGUAGCGUGUGGUAUCAGAAAGAGAAACAUCCAUGUUGUCUCAUUGUAAUAACGCUGGAAUAAGUGGACCACCGUGUUUAUUUGCACAUAGCAGCCAUUAUACUCUCUCUCUGUGGAUCUUUACCUUGUGUCGCUGUGUUUCGAGGUGCGUACAAAUCUCUUCCCUCCAUGCUGCAAACAUACAGCAGUUCCAGUGAGCACGCUCGCCCGGUUGGUUUUCCACAUAGAUGUUCGAUUUUUAAACGUCCGCCGUGUUGUUUUUCUCCUUUUUCGGAUUAUUUGUGCUGUUUGAGGAUCUGUUUUUCUUUUUUUUUUUUUUUGUUAAAUCUUCUGCUGUAUUUUAAUUUUGUAUGUAAACCGAAUGAAUGUAUUGACUGUGAGCUCAAAUACACAAAAUAUUUUCCGAAGAGACGCUUUUAUUGUGUUGGAGAAGGAAGCGAUGAAUUAUGUUGCUGUAUUGGAAAUAAAGAAAAGUUGCACUUUUA